Messenger RNA from Cydia pomonella (codling moth), 5406 nucleotides. RefSeq lists its product as uncharacterized. Bases 1504 to 2871 code for a protein of 455 amino acids. The transcript is spliced from 2 exons. NCBI's taxonomy places the organism in Eukaryota, Metazoa, Arthropoda, Insecta, Lepidoptera, Tortricidae. The record is from RefSeq and is a predicted model, not a curated record.
UAAGUUUUUUGAUCACCAUACUGUAAAAUUCAGUUUUUAGUGAAAACGCGUUUUCACUGCGGAGAUACGGGAAACGAGAUUUAACUUGGGAAAAUGCGUUUUCAUUAAAAACGGGUAUAACGAUGACAUAAUACACUUAUACAGGGUGACCAUAGCCAUUGGACAAACCCUGAAAUCCCACGUAGGGUGACUUCUCAGGAAUGCCCUGACGUUACUAUUUUUUUAAUUAGAACAAAAGAUAAAAAAUAUUUUUUUCGUCCAAAAGUUAUUUGCAAUAAUCGACAACAAAAAGAAACACACUGUGUUAAUCUUUGGCAGUGUUUUUGACAAUUUGUUCGAAAUAUUUGAUAAAGACCACGUUUUUCAAAAGUCAGAAGCUUAUUAGUGUCCUAAAUAAAAAAGAUAAUCAAAAAGGUCGAAGAAGGUUCCAUCCUAUUCUUUAAGGUAUUACCUUAGGAGCUACUAACACAUACAGGCUGCUCCAAAGUAAAAAAUGGUAAUUUGUUAAUUUCUUCGAAACCGCUACACCGGUUGUUAUGAUACUUUGUACACUGGUUCUAAAUACCCUAAUGCAUAUGUACAUUUCGGCUUUGUCCAAUGGCUAGGGACACACUGUAUAAUACCUUCAUAGCCGUAGUUGUUAACCGGUUUCCUUGCGAUGUUUUUCCUUCACCAAAAAGCAAUUCGUAAAUUUUAAGAAUUGAUGUUAUCAGUAAAAUUUAAACAUCAUUUUUCUUUCAUCUUUACAAACAUACAAAACCCUAGUAAAUCCCCAGAACCAUUUCAGCAUUAUAUUGCUGUACUAAACAGGGCGUAAGUUUCUUCUUCAAAAGAUGGCACUUAAGACGUUUUCAAAUAUAUUUAUUAACUACAAAAAGUCGCAAACGUCUUCGUCAAAAGAUGUCGCUUAAGGCGUUUCUAAAUACCCCUAUUCAGGGGUUAAUAACCCGUGGUCUAACUCAGAUUUAUAGUUCUAAUAACUGUGGUAUAUGACGCGUUGUGCGUGUGAGUUAUUGGUAGCGGGUUCGUUCGGUUGAGGACAACAUAUUGUGAUUCAGAGAUUGGGCGACAAAUUUUAUAUUUAUAAGUCAAUAGGUAUACUUAAUUGAGUUAAUUGUUAUUGUAGACUGGAGAAGGUGGUUUUGUUUUACCUAAAAUACAGCAGAAAUAGUAUUUUUAUUGCUCACCGCUAUCAAUAGAAACGUCACAUAAAAUUAUUACAAAUUAUAUGCGUAGUUGCGGUCAAAAAUGUGAAAUGAACGCGCGACGCGAGAACGGCAGCUAACACGUAACACGUUCGAUCGGAUUGGCUUGUUCGACCGGCGAACCCUAACCUCGCUCUGCUCCGCCCCCUGCCCCGCCUUCACCCCCGCAUAUUGAACGAUCGACGCGACGCCAACUGCCAUCUCAGUUUAGUCUGCGCCCAGCGCUGUUUCAUGGUGGACCUGCGUUUCUACGCCCUGUUGUCUUAUUACGGACUAAUUAGGUUAGAACAAGACUAAAAUGAAUUAUACAAAAAAAGUUCAACUAACUCAUAUGGAUCAAAUGGUAAAAGACGCGCAUUUGGUUGAUUUGCGAAUGAAACUAAAGAUGGCAGAACAAAUAUCAAAGUUUACCAAAAUGCCUAUAAAAUUGACCGUUGCCCCUAAUGCUGCUCUUCUCGAUAUAAAUGAAAACAUUUAUAAUAAACUCAGUGAUCGAGUAGAAACUAUGAAGACCCGGGAAUUUAAACAUCUUCGGAAAUUUUACCUGCAGAAGCAAAUGUUAGUCAACGAAGAUCAGAACAAAUUUUCUUACAUGGACAUCAGAGAAUUCCUAAUAGAACACUACGUUGAGAAACAAGAAAUCCCCACAAUGGAAAAACUCAUUGUCGAUCUGGAACUCAAAACUAUAUGUUGUGACAGCGAUACUCUUAAUUAUUAUCUCAAAAAUCACGGAUUUAUUUGGAGAAACCUCCCAGGAACGAAAAAAAACCUCCUUAUUGAGCGUCCGAAAAGAGUCGCAGAUAGAUAUAGAUAUUUCAAAAAGUUAAAACAAUAUAGAUCAGAGAACAGAGACGUAGUUUAUAUAGAAGAAUUUUAUAACAAUAUUUACCCCAACCAUGAGAACAUUCCCAAAAAACAAGUUCGUAAAUGGUGCAUUGCAGCAAUUACAGAAAACUCGUUAAUUAAAGCGGGGACAUAUAUGUAUCCGACAGUUCCAGGAGUCGAUUUGUAUGUGUGGCUUAAAGAUGAAUUGAUGCCGUUGCUGCCGAAGAACUCAGUCGUGGUAGUUGAAGAAAAGACAAAUAAAGAAGUGGAUGAUUAUCAGUUUCCUAAUGCAUUUAACAGCAAGGAUGAAAUAAAAGAUUGGUUAUACGUAAAUAACGUUCCUUUUGCAGAAAAUAUGCAUAAAGCUGAAUUAAUGACACUCGUGGAUAAAUUCACGAAAGAAAGAGGAGUAAUUUUGGAAGAGAUUUUAAAGUCGCACGGACACGAAGUGUUGCGUAAACAAAAAGGCUUCCCAAAUUUAAGUGUGAUUGCACCUUUAACAAAACAUAUGCAAGAUAUUUAUAAGAAAGCACUAGAAGGUGGAUCCAAAGGAAAGGAUGGAGGAAGAUUAAUCGAUGCCUUAAAAGGUUGCACUGUUGAACAAUGGAAAAAGAUGUUUGACGCCGUUAAAGUGGAGGAAGACAGGAUUCUCCGUGAAGAUCUUUUACUGGAAGAAAUAAUAGAUAAAUUGAUUACUAUGAUUUCACAGGAGGGUUUGGAGAAAAACCAGUGUUUAGAUAAUUUUGAACAAGACCUAGACUAUUAUGUUUUCGAGAAAAAGCUCAUAAAUUAUAACAAAACCGGUUAUCGAUGUGUAGUUUCACAUAGAAAUAUAAUAUAAGAAACUAUUUUUUUAUGUUCAUUUUUUAUGUUUUUAUAAUUCACUCCGAUACAAAUAUACAGUGUGCGCGCUUUAGGUAUUGACAGCCUCUUAAGACCCGUUACAAACUAAAUAAAUAAACCUAAAUAUACACCGUGUUUUUUUUUCGUUAAUUUCAAGGAUGCAUUCCUUCAGCUUAAAUUAAGUAACUUUCUCAAUGACACCGGUAUUCUAAUUAACUCCAUCUCAGAGAUAAUCAAUCAUUUAUUUUCAUCUUAAAGGGCCCUUACGAGCUUAUACACUUGCCUUACGAGCCUGUUUAUGUGUUGAUUAGUGUUUAGUACGAGUUGAAUACUUUUGCUCUUAAUCAUAAGUACUAUCUCGGACGAUUGUUGUUCGAAAUGACAUUGAUAUGUCACAAUUUUCAAUUGUUUAGUUGAAUUAAAUGUUAUGCCCGUGUUACAACAACCCCAUAUGCAACAUUUAAUUACUUUUUAUAAAAAAAAAAAAUAUUUCUUAUAUUUGAAAAUUAACUAUGACAUUUAAUUUCCUUAAACAUACUUACCCCGGCGUUAACAGAAUUCAAUAAAAAUACGCUGUAUAGUUUAAUUAGUAUCUCAUGUUUUUCUUGAUAUUGGUCAGCAAUAAAGAAUACCUAUUUGUAUUGUAUUUUAUUGUACCUUGUCUGAAUUUAUAAGGCUAAGCGAUACAAACACUUUGUUCCUUAUAGUUAUCAAAGAUAACUCUGUCCAAAAGCCUGAUUUUAAACCUAAAAUGUCGUUAACGUUAUAUGCUUUAAUAACAAUAUUUAUUAUUACUGGAUGAAAAUCGGACCUUAUUUGUGCAAAAUCUCUUCUAUAAACUGACUUGCCGAUGCAAAGUUACAGAAAGAGAAUAAAAUAAAUGAAAUAUUCUUAGACCUAUUACAAUUUAAUGGUUUCCAAAUCCGUGUCUUUACCGGGCUAUUAGGCUAAAGUGUAGUUUGCUUUCCUCUUAAAAGACCUUUCCUGUCACAAGAGACAACACCCUUAAAAGUCUUAAGAGGCUGUCAACACCCAAUGUCCUUGAAAUUGAUGUUACUUAAACAGUUUUUUAAGAAAAACUAUUUGUUUUAGUCAAGUAAGAAAAAUAUAUGUUCAUAUUAAUUAUAUUUCAAAGACCGUGGUUGUACUCGAUACAUGAUUGAACGAAAUCGGCUCGAUAGAAAAUAUUUGCAAAGAUUGGUCUUAAAAUCACAAUUAAACGGUUUUAUGUCUUUAUUGUUUUGACUUAUGGGUCUGCAAUUUAAAUCACAAUUUCAAAACAUUUAUAUCUAAACCGCUAUUGAGUAAAAUAUUACACUAAUAAUCCACUUUUUUUAUUUAAAUAUUUUUCUUAUUAUUCCCUUGCCCAGGCCCAGUAACAUGCGACAGUGCUAUCUCAUUUACUCCGAUACAAAUAGACAGUGUGCGCGCUUUAGGUAUUGACAGCCUCUUAAAACCCGUAACAAACUAAAUAAAUAAACAAAUUAUCCCGAUCUCCCUAAUUAAGCAAAACCUUUGUUGCUCCCAUCGAAACACAUGAACUGAAACCUGUGUUCCGCCGAGCAUCGCUGAUAGUGAUAACCCAUCGCCAAUACCUUGGGUUAAUUAAAAUUAAAACCUACUUCCUAAGCCGACUUACCCAUGCCUAAGGGAUAACAUCUUAUAACAAACACGACCCAAAACACACCCUUUCACAAAGGCAAUAAAGUUUCAAAUCCCUCGCGACGACAAUAGAACUUGAACGGUAAUUUUCAAUUGUAACUGCGAAGUCGUUCUAAAGCUAAAACUGGCGAACGAAUUUAAUCACCGAAGUAAAGUAAGUUCACUUACACGAAAAAGAAGGUUCUUAUUUGAAUGGCACGCGGAAAGCAGACGGCAUUACUCGAUUAAAGAAUCCUAAUCGAAGCCUGUAGAAUUCGGUGCAUUUUAUCCAUCGACUGAAAUUCAACUUAGUCGCGUUAGUUUUAAAGUUCAAAUUCGCUUGUAAGUCUUUUAGGAAUUUUUAAAAUGGGACUUGCAUUUUAUGUAUGCUUAGCGCUUGGAUAACGGAUUUUUCGAGAAUAUUCGCGAAUUAUGUCGUUAUGAGAUAGCAGUCCCAAUACGCGUUAAGUCAAGUGAAAAAUUGUUUUCGCAUUUAAAUUUGUAAUGUACCUAGUCGUGGAAUUUAAAUUGAUCCUUAAAUUUAUUUUAAGUAGGGGCUUGUUCUGUGAAUUGAGGCUCUCGUUCUCGUAGGACAAUUUCAAUAGGAUGAAAUUGAAAUUAGAUGCCUAAAUCUUUAUUUUACCUUUUUAUGUUCUCAAGCGAAAUCUAUUAAAUAUACUUUCUUAGAAAAACGAUGCCAAAGGCCUCAUAAUUGAUCUGAAUGGCAUUGAAUACUUACAGUAAAUUUAUUUACCUUCUAUUUUUGCCUUGAACGCUUCAAUUGAUAAGUAAACGCUCAUCUCUGAGGACCUAGCCUAGCCUAGUAAGUACAAUCAUUUUAAAGUGUAAGUAAAAGUAAAAAUAUUUCCGUUUUUCCGAAAGUCAGAACUUG